Molecule: messenger RNA, 4179 nt
Organism: Dreissena polymorpha
Lineage: Eukaryota; Metazoa; Mollusca; Bivalvia; Myida; Dreissenidae
Product: proteasome assembly chaperone 1-like
Exons: 6
Coding region: 161-985 (274 amino acids)
Biological process (GO): proteasome core complex assembly
Cellular component (GO): endoplasmic reticulum
Molecular function (GO): proteasome binding
Source: RefSeq, a predicted model, not a curated record
AUUUAAUAUCCGGUUGCUUGUUGAAUUGGUAGUUAUAUUGUUUCUUUUGUAAAAGAUGAGUAUUGCUUGUAUCACUUAAAUCUUUUUCUGGUGUAAAAAAAAACGGUAACCGUCUCGACUAGCACGUGUAUUGGCUCAAAGUCAAAACGGGCCAGCAGCUAUGGCGAGUUACUUUGGUGAAAUUCUUCAGUCAUCGUCGAGAGCUGUUGAUGAUGACGAUGAUGAUUUCGAAACAGAGGAAAUAGCAACGACAAGUGUGCGCUGGUCUCCAAUGGUAAAGGCAGAGCUUCUGAAGAUCCCAGAAAAAAAGUUGCCAUGUCAGAUACUCAUAGUGGCCAUAGGGCCUGCUGCAUCAGGGUUUGUGCAGUCCCACUUGCUGACAGAUGACUUCCAAGUGGUAGGAGCCCUGUUCAGUGGGCUCAGUGACUCAGAUGUGAAUACGUUUGAUCAGAUGUCACCAGCAGAUAAGAACUGCUACAUCUAUAGGUCUCGUCAGAUCCCAGAUGUCUUCAUGUGCCUGUGCAAAACAGACGUCUCAGCAGAACAGUCUUACUCAUGGACAGAACAAUUGUUUUCCUGCAUCAGUACAGCCUCUCCUCACUUCUACAUGAGCAUCCUCUGUUCGUACAUGACCAGCGAGUACCGUAGUGAGGUCCCGGUCUCUGACAUGAACCCGCCCUUCCUGCGGGCACUGAAGACGCCCCGGUUUGCGGGCACGCCCCUCUGUCCAUACCUGGAACAACCCAACCUGGUCUCCGGCCUUCCUGCUCAGUUGUUGACCUACUGUCAGAUGAAGGAUGUCAAGGCAGUGCUAUACGUCUGCUACACAGAUACCCUUUAUCUGGACACAUUCACUAUGGAGGUCUUUAAACCGCUAGUGCAAUCCACGCCCAUCAAGGACGUUUUUCAGGAAAAUAAAAAGGCUGGAGAAGUUAUGAAGCACAUUGUGGACAUAUAUUCCUUAAAAAAUUCCUUAUACCUUUAGCCGACAGGAAUGUGUAUGUGUACAUGUUGAACUCCAGCUGCUUCAUGGCACCCAGGGUACUGUGUUCAUUCAGGAUUUGGUGAUCUGGCAUCAACAGUCUGGUCUUGGGAGGACAUUGAUUAUUGCGUGUGUGUAAAUGUGUGCUUUUUAGCUCACCUGAGCACAACAUGCUCAUGGUGAGCUUGUGUAAUUGCCUUUUGUCCAUUGUCCGUCGUGCAUCGUCCGUCGUCAACAUUUUGCCUUGUGAACACUCUAGAGGCCACAUUUAUUGUCCGAUCUUCAUGAAACUUGGUCAGAACAUUUGUCCCAUUGAUACCUUGACUGAGUUCAAAACUGGGUCAAAAACUAGGUCACUAGGUCAUAAAAAGAAAAACCUUGUGAACACUGUAGAAGUCACAUUUGAUGCCAAAUCUUCAUGUAACUUUGUGGAAAUGUUUGUCUUAAUGAUAUGUUGGUUGAGUUUAAAAAUGGUUCCGGUCCAUUGAAAAACAUGGCCGCCAGGGGGUGGGGCAGUAUUUCUUAUAUUGCUAUAGAGAAACCUUGUGAACACUCUAGAAGUCAAAAAAAAAUUCCAAUCAUCAUGAAACUUAGUGGAAACAUUGGUUUCAUUGAUAUCUCAAACGAGUUUGAAAAUGGUCCAGAUCGGUGAAAAAACAUGGCCGCCAGGGGGGCGGGGCAGUUUUCUCUAUAUGUAUAUAGUGAAAACAUGUGAACACUCUAGAAGUCACAUUUUUGGUCCAAUCAUGAAAUUUGGUCAGAACAUGUGUUUUCUUGAUAUGACGGUUGAGUUCGAAAAUGGUUACGUUUGCUUGAAAAACAUGGCUGCCAAGGGGCGGGCAUUUUUCCUUAAAUGGUUAUAUAUGGCUGUAGUAAAAUCUUGUUAACACUCUAGAGGCCACAUUUAUUGUCUGAUCUUCAUGAAACUUAGUCAGAAGAUUCAUUCCAAUAAUAUCUUGAACGAGUUUGAAAAUGAUUCCGGUUGGUUGAAAAACAUGGCUGUCAGGGGGCGGGGCAUUUUUCCUUAUACGGCUAUAUUACUAGUAAAACCUUGUUAACACUCAAGAGUCCACAUUUAUUUUCUGAUCUUCAUGAAACUUGCUCAGAAGAUUUUUUCCAAUGAUAUCUUGAAUGAGUUAAAAAAUGGUAACCUUUGCUUAAAAAACAUGGUUGCCAAGGGGCGGGGCAUUUUUCCUUAUAUGGCUAUAUAUGGCUAUUGUAAAAUCUUGUUAUCACUCUAGAGGCCACAUUUAUUGUCCAAUCUUCAUGAAACUUGGUCAGUACAUUCAUCCAAAUAAUAUCUUGGAAGAGUUCGAAAAUGAUGCCGUUUGGUUGAAAAACAUGGCCACCAGGGGCGGGGCAUUUUUCCUUAUAUGGAUAUAGUAAAACCUUGUUAACACUCUAGAGGCCACAUUUAUUUUCGGAUCUUCAUCUUGGAUGAGUUUGAAAAUGGUAACCUUUGCUUGAAAAACAUGGCUGUCAAGGGGUGGGGCAUUUUUCCUUAUAUGGCUAUAUAUGGCUAUUGUAAAAUCUUUUUAACACUCUAGAGGCCACAUUUAUUGUCCAAUCUUCAUGAAACUUGGUCAGAAGAUUCAUCUCAAUAAUAUCUUACAAGAGUUAAAAAAUGAUGCCUUUUGGUUGAAAAACAUGGCCACCAGGGGGCGGGGCAUUUUUCCUUAUAUGGCUUUAGUAAAACCGUGUUAACACUCUAGAGUCCACAUUUAUUGUCCAAUGUUUAUGAAAUUUGGUCAGAAGAUUGGUCUCAGUGAUAUCUUGGAUGUGUUAGAAAAUAAUUAUGUUUGCUUGAAAAACAUGGCUUCCAAGGCGCGGCCUUCAUGAAACUUGGUCAGAAGAUUUGUCCCAAUAAUAUCUUGUUAUCUCAGGUGAGUGACCUCGGGUCUUUCAGGCCCUCUUGUUCUCAAGAAGUUACAGUUUUGAACUCUGUUAUAUUUAAGGCUGAUUUUGCAUUGUUUUGUUAGCGCAGGGCUUUACAACAUUUGUAUUAUGGACAAAACAGUGUAAACUUUAGAAAAGUCAUUAAAUUCUUUUAAUUUGCUGAAGAAGCUUGUCAAAUCACAUGUAAUUAUUUUCCAGUAAUGGAACAAUAAAUUUAUGUAUUUAAAAGAAAUCAAUGGGGUUAAAGUGGAAUAGUGCAUAAAAUUUAUUCUUGUAAGUCAACUUAUGAUUUUUGUUCUGACAGUGUUUUCCUUUUUAUGUGUGGGGACAUUUGUUUCUCACAUCAUAUUAGUAUUUACAUAAGAGAUACACAAUUAUUUCAGAGUAUGGAUAAAAAUGCCUCUGUGUUGCCCUAAUGCGUGCAACAAUCACUGUUCUUUUAUAAUGAUUUACAUGUAUGGCUAAAAUGAUUACCAUGUAUAUUUAAUAAUACAAAUGUAUUUGUUUUGUUAUAAAAUUGAUUUAAAAUAUUUUUUUGUAAAACAUUUACUAUACAUUGAAACCAAUCAUGUUAUUUAAACAUAGAAAUUUAUCAAAUUGUAAAUAUCCUGUAAUUAUAAUUUAAUAUUAAGAAUCUGUUAAGGAGCAUGUUUUUACCAGACAAUUCUUUGUCCAGUAACAGCGUAGGGUUACUGGCCAAUUUUUGCCUUCAAGUCGGGACAUUUUCAUUUUUGAAGUGUGUAAAUAUAAGCUUAGUUUGACAUUAUGGGAUACUUUGUAACAAAAAAAACUCAACCUUGAUAAUGGAAUGUAAUUCAAUUUUUCAAUAAAAUAAUAUCAAAUAUUUUCUAAAGAUGAUAUUCAAUAUUUAAUAGUGUUAAUAACUUCUGGUCACGCUGAAUUCAGAAUGGUACUUCCUUAUUCUGAAAUAGUAUAAGGAUAUAUUGAGUGGUUCGUUCUAUUUUAUAGAUUUCACAGUAAAAUAUGAAUUACAACUCAAUUAGCCAUUAUGGCGAACACGAGUUUCCAGACUGGAAGAGACAUGUGGAUGAAAAUAAAACCACAUUUUCAUUCCCAUGCACAGGACUUAAUGUGUAAAGAAUCCUUAGCUCACAAACCAAUAUAUUCUCAUAAUGCUUUAUCUUUGUAUAUUUGUACUAAAGUGUGUCGCCCCCAAUUCUGAAAAUGGUGCCAUUGUUGUAAAGUUUGAAUAGACACUAGCAUUAACCAAACUUUAUGUAUUCGUUUUAAAAAUGUAUUUUUUUCAACAUGUUAACAAUUAAAUAAACUUAUCAAUUCAA